Messenger RNA from Megalops cyprinoides (Indo-Pacific tarpon), 1765 nucleotides. It is a transcript of the gene xylb, whose product is annotated as xylulokinase homolog (H. influenzae). Gene Ontology annotation, biological process: xylulose metabolic process; D-xylose metabolic process. The transcript is spliced from 19 exons. Gene Ontology annotation, molecular function: D-xylulokinase activity. Bases 1 to 1560 code for a protein of 519 amino acids. Gene Ontology annotation, cellular component: cytosol. NCBI's taxonomy places the organism in Eukaryota, Metazoa, Chordata, Actinopteri, Elopiformes, Megalopidae. The record is from RefSeq and is a predicted model, not a curated record.
AUGGUUAUGUUCCACCUGAAGGUGAUUGCCGUGGAUGAGAAUCUCAACGUGGUUCAACAGAGCAAUGUGCAGUUUGACAGUGAACUCUCAGAGUACAGCACCCAGGGUGGGGUGCAUGUGCACAGUGACAGACUGACAGUCACCUCUCCAGUGCUCAUGUGGGUGAAGGCCCUUGACAUUAUUCUUCAAAAGAUGAAAAAUGCUGGCUUUGAUUUCUCCAAAGUAAAAGCUCUUUCAGGAAGUGGCCAGCAACAUGGUAGUGUAUAUUGGAAGAAAGGAGCCAGACAAGUUCUUCAAAACCUUGAUGCAGAAAUGCAUUUGCAUGAACUUCUGCAGGGGAGUUUUGCGGUGUUGGACAGUCCAGUGUGGAUGGAUUCCAGCACCACAGAACAGUGUCUUAACCUGGAGACCACAGUGGGUGGAGCCCAGAGACUAGCAGACGUUACUGGCUCACGGGCCUAUGAGCGAUUCACUGGGAACCAGAUAGCCAAGAUUUACAAGACAAGACCAGAGCUGUACCAAGAAACUGAGAGAAUCUCAUUGGUCAGUAGCUUUGCCUCCUCCCUCUUCCUGGGAAACUAUGCUGAUGUUGAUUAUAGUGAUGGGUCGGGGAUGAAUUUGAUGGACAUCUUCACAAAACAGUGGUCACAACAAUGUCUUAGUGCCACUGCCCCACAGCUGGAGGACAAGCUUGGUACCCCGGUACCAUCCACAGCAGUUCUGGGUCCGAUCUCCACCUACUUUGUCAGCCGCUAUGGGUUCCCGGCAGAUUGCAAAGUGGUGGCAUUCACAGGGGAUAACCCAGGAUCUCUAGCAGGAAUGAGACUUCAGGAAGGAGACAUAGCAGUGAGUCUUGGCACCAGUGACACAGUUUUCCUCUGGAUCAAGGACCCCAAACCCACUGUGGAAGGACACAUCUUCUGCAAUCCUGUUGACUGCCAGGCCUACAUGGCUUUAAUAUGCUUCAAAAAUGGCUCUCUAACCAGAGAGAGAAUCCGGAACGAGUGUGCGGCGGGGUCAUGGGAGGUUUUUUCCAAGGCCCUAAGGUCUGUUCCCAUGGGAAACAAUGGAAAUAUAGGGAUCUAUUUUGAUGCAAUGGAGAUCACACCGCCGACAGCUGGGGUUCACAGAUUUAAUGAGGAGAACAGUAAGGUAGCAGGAUUUUCGGAGGAGGUGGAAAUCCGAGCCUUAGUGGAGGGACAGUUCCUGGCAAAGAGGGUCCAUGCUGAAAAGCUAGGCUAUAAAAUCAUCCCGGGAACGAGAGUACUUGCUACGGGCGGAGCAUCCUCCAACAAAGAUAUACUGCAGGUCCUGUCCGAUGUGUUUGGCGCUCCCGUGUACACGAUCGACACAGCCAACUCCGCCUGUCUGGGCUGUGCCUACAGAGCCAUGCAUGGAAUUGUCGCAGAAAAAGGAGUGCACUUUGCUGAAGUGAUUAGAAAUGCCCCAGAACCCAAACUUGCAGUGACACCAACCCUUGGCGCAGAUAAGGUAUUUGAACCACUGUUGAAGAGAUAUGCUGAACUGGAGGAGAGGGUGUUCAAGGAAUCACAGCAAUAGCUUUUUCUUACAUUUUUUAUUAGGAUUAUGACAAUUUAACUGUGAGGGAUAUGGAGGGCACGGUAAAAAAGGGGUUGAUUCUUCUACAUUGGAAUGUUAUGUCAUAAAGAUAACCAUUGAUAUAUGGUCAGAAUAAUCAUCAAGAAAAGCUCAUUUCAGUUCAUUUAAGAAUGUUAUUGGAGUUUAUUCAACUGUUAUUCUUCAC